Molecule: messenger RNA, 3787 nt
Organism: Felis catus (domestic cat)
Lineage: Eukaryota; Metazoa; Chordata; Mammalia; Carnivora; Felidae
Gene: GRHL1
Product: grainyhead like transcription factor 1
Exons: 16
Coding region: 442-2193 (583 amino acids)
Biological process (GO): regulation of transcription by RNA polymerase II
Cellular component (GO): nucleus
Molecular function (GO): RNA polymerase II cis-regulatory region sequence-specific DNA binding; DNA-binding transcription activator activity, RNA polymerase II-specific
Source: RefSeq, a predicted model, not a curated record
ACAUAGCGGACACUAGAAGAUGGACGCGCAGAAGGUUCGAAAGCCCGACAGCUGCGGUGGGCACGGCGAGGCCGGAGACAUCUGAGCUUUCUCAGGCCACAGCCAGAGGCCUCAUAAAUAAAUGGACGCGGACUGAGAGGCGGCACGAAGGCGGGGCGCUUCACAGACCCGGAGAGGGAAAGGUGCCCGAGGCAGCCGAGCUGCGGACCGCGGCCGGGGUGGCUCCAUCACUGGAGCCGCGGAGGGCUUCGGUGGGCUAGCGGGGAAGUUAGGGCCCCCAAGGCCCGAGAAGGACCCCCAAAGCUUGGCCGGUCCCUCAGCAAACGGCCGGUGUUGGUUCUUCAGAACGAAGCACUUUAUCCACAGCGGCGCUCCUACACUAGCGAGGAUGAAGCCUGGAAGUCCUUCCUGGAAAACCCUCUCACCGCAGCAACCAAAGCAAUGAUGAGCAUCAAUGGGGACGAAGACAGCGCGGCCGCCCUGGGCUUGCUCUAUGACUAUUACAAGGUUCCAAGAGAGAGGAGAUCGUCAACAGCAAAGCCAGACGUUGAGCACCCAGAACCAGAUCACAGCAAGAGAAACAGCAUACCAAGUGUGACUGAGCAGUCCCUCGUUUCUGCUGGAGAAAACAGAGUGCAAGUACUGAAAAAUGUGCCAUUUAACAUCGUCCUUCCCCAUGGCAACCAACUGGGCGUUGAUAAGAGAGGCCAUCUAACAGCUCCCGAUACAACAGUCACGGUCUCCAUAGCAACGAUGCCUACCCAUUCCAUCAAGACAGAAACCCAGCCCCAUGGCUUCGCUGUGGGAAUCUCUCCAGCAGUGUAUCAUCCUGAGCCCCCUGAGCGGGUGGUGGUUUUCGACCGGAACCUUAAUGCUGACCAGUUCAGCUCUGGUGCUCAACCCCCAAAUGCUCAGAGGCGAACUCCAGACUCUACCUUCUCAGAGACCUUCAAGGAAGGCGUUCAGGAGGUUUUCUUCCCCUCGGAUCUCAGUCUGCGGAUGCCUGGCAUGAAUUCAGAGGACUAUGUUUUUGACAGUGUUUCUGGGAACAACUUUGAAUAUACCCUGGAAGCCUCAAAAUCGCUUCGACAGAAGCCAGGAGAUAGCACCAUGACAUACCUAAACAAAGGCCAGUUCUACCCUGUCACCUUGAAGGAGGUGAACAGCAGCGAGGGCAUCCAGCGGCCCAUCAGCAAAGUCCGAAGUGUGAUCAUGGUGGUUUUUGCAGAAGACAAAAGCCGAGAAGAUCAGUUAAGGCAUUGGAAAUACUGGCACUCCCGACAGCACACAGCUAAACAAAGAUGCAUUGAUAUCGCCGACUAUAAAGAAAGCUUCAAUACCAUCAGUAACAUUGAGGAGAUUGCGUAUAACGCCAUUUCCUUCACUUGGGACAUAAACGACGAAGCAAAGGUUUUCAUCUCUGUCAACUGCUUAAGCACAGAUUUCUCUUCUCAGAAGGGCGUGAAGGGGUUGCCUCUUAACAUCCAAAUCGACACCUAUAGUUAUAACAACCGUAGCAACAAGCCUGUGCACCGGGCGUACUGCCAGAUAAAAGUCUUCUGUGACAAGGGAGCUGAAAGGAAAAUCAGGGAUGAAGAACGAAAGCAAAGCAAAAGAAAAGGCAAGUGUACUGACCCCAGCUCCCAGUUGAAUGCCUUUUCCGACGUCAAAGUGCCACUGCUUCCCUCUCACAAACGAAUGGAUAUCACGGUUUUCAAACCCUUUGUUGAUCUGGACACUCAGCCUGUCCUUUUCAUUCCCGAUGUGCACUUUGCCAACCUUCAGCGGGGAACUCACGUCCUUCCUCUGGCCUCAGAAGAACUGGAGGGUGAAGGGUCUAACUUGAAAAGGGGUCCGUACGGAUCAGAGGAUGACUUUGCCAUUCCAACUCCUGCUAAGCUGACUCGGGUGGAAGAACCAAAGAGAGUGCUGCUGUAUGUGCGGAAGGAGUCAGAGGAAGUCUUUGAUGCCCUGAUGCUUAAGACUCCGUCUUUGAAAGGCUUGAUGGAGGCCAUCUCAGACAAGUAUGAUGUGCCCCAUGACAAGAUUGGGAAAAUAUUCAAGAAAUGUAAAAAAGGGAUUCUGGUGAACAUGGACGACAACAUCGUGAAGCAUUACUCCAACGAAGACACCUUCCAGCUGCAGAUCGAGGAAGUGGGGGGGUCGUACAAACUCACCCUCACUGAGAUCUAAGGGCACACCGCCCCCCCCCCCCCCCCCCAGCGAGUUCAUGAAGGUCUCACGUAGGUCUUACCCACCGGAAGCAGGUGCAUCGCAGGCGUGGGCGGAUGCCGGUGGAAGGGACUCCUUUCGAGUUGGAGACGGCGUUGCGUUUGGCUGGUAGAUCGCGUUCGACACGCCGCACUGGCGCUUUUCAGGCAGCCGAGGAAUCCAUAUGCCAUCAUGUUUGAAUUUUCUGAUAUAGAUACUUAGGAUUAAAAGUGAAACCUUUAUUCCAAGAUUGAAUAGACUCUCUGGGAACCUUUAGAAUAUCUGCUACGUUAUUUAUAUAAAAAUACUGGAAUAUUUGUCUCUUCGAUGUUAGUGGGCCUGCUCACCAGUGCAAGUCAGAAGAGGCAGCGGGCUUGGCUUUCAGGGUGCUGUGCCCUUGCCCGAGCUCAGCGUGACCGACUGCCUCAGGGUAGGGGGAGCGGCGCCCCAAGGGGGGGGGGUGCGCCCUUUCUCCCUCAGCCUCUCCGCCUCCAGAAAAUGUUUACUCAAGUAGGGCAUGUUCCUGAAAUCUCCCCGUGCAACUUUCUUGAACAUAUCACCUGCCUUUCUCAUGAAGAACCUAAAUGGGUGACAGUGUGAAUCAGUUAAGCUAACCCUGCAUUGUAUAUAAGUGCAAUACGUUUUUGAAGGCCUGUGUCUGUAAAUGUGUAUAUACGUGUCUUAUACAAAUAGAUAAUAUAUAAAUACGGUGUCUGUACAUACAGCAAAGAGAUGCAACAAGGUCUACCUUGCAGACUUUCCCUAAACGAAAGGUUAAGUUAUUUUUGGUAACGUCUACCAAGCAGACCGAGUCCUGUGCUUGGUGGAACUCACCAAAACGCCUCGUCUGCGUCCUCGCCAACAGCAGUCAUCCCAGAGCACGGCAAAACCUGCCCAAACGGCAGAGAUUCUGUUUGCUCUUGAGAACGCGGUUGGUUAUUCGGAUUUCUGCCCUGACGAACGAAGUAAAGGAAGGACGCCAGCGCAUUUCCCGUCUGUUGCGUAUGCCGUUCUCAAUCGUGUGUCCCCGCGAGAGUGAACACGCAGCAAUCCUAACGCAUGCUGCGAUUAUCGUGGCCUCGGCGACACGACCCCAAAUGGAGUCCUUCCUCAUCUUCCUGUUAAGCGAAGUGAUUCCUAGUCCAUCGUGUUCCAGAGCCUUCCGGCUUCGAGCACCUUGCGUGCUGCAGACCAUUCUGGAAAGCACUCAUGAGUGCAUGAGACUGUAUUACUCUGGCAGGGGAACAAUUUGUACACGUGUUGAAAUAUAUAAAUGUACUAAAGAGCGUAAUUUUAUAACAAGUACAAUCACGGGUAUCCAGGUUCAGGGAGCUAGAGUAGGUCAUUUGUGUAAGUAGGACUUGUAGUUGCAUUUUUACGUUAAACUGUCCUAAUGAAGUAUGUGAACUAAAUUAAAUUGCUGGUUUUCUAAGAUAAGAUACCAUGGGACACGGGUCACGACUAUUUUAUAUUUUGUGUUAUGAAAUUAAUUUUUGUCUUGUUUGUUGUUUUUCACUGUAUCACUGAAGAUGCAUUUUAAACCAAAGGGAUUAAAUUUUGUAUAUCUAUUUCGUAA